Molecule: messenger RNA, 1628 nt
Organism: Harmonia axyridis
Lineage: Eukaryota; Metazoa; Arthropoda; Insecta; Coleoptera; Coccinellidae
Gene: Mcad
Product: probable medium-chain specific acyl-CoA dehydrogenase, mitochondrial
Exons: 9
Coding region: 201-1454 (417 amino acids)
Biological process (GO): medium-chain fatty acid catabolic process; fatty acid beta-oxidation
Cellular component (GO): mitochondrion
Molecular function (GO): flavin adenine dinucleotide binding; medium-chain fatty acyl-CoA dehydrogenase activity
Source: RefSeq, a predicted model, not a curated record
GAAUAUGUUCUAAGAGAUAACGCUAUUUUUAUGAAUAUAAUCUUAAAAUUAAUCUCAAAAAAAUUAAAUCAUAAGGAUUGAGGAGUGAGAGUCCAAAUAGAAGGUUACUCCAAAGUUCAGAACUUCUGAGUUGUUUUAAUUAGAAUCAUUUUUUGUCUGGCAACUCAAGUAAGAGUAUAUCUUUCAAAUUUUCACGAAAAAUGGCCACUCUUCAGAAGCUCUCAAGAAAUUUACUUUGUUCAAAGCAAAGGAGAUUAUUUCUGUCCUCCAAAUUGAAUAAUUCAAGUGGAUAUUCAUUUGCUUUGAGUGAUACUCAAAAAGAAAUUCAAGAUGUUGCGAGAAAAUUUGCUCGGGAAGAAAUUUUACCAAUUGCUGCUCAACAUGAUAAAACUGGAGAGUACCCUCAUCAAAUUGUCAAGAAAGCUUGGGAUUUGGGACUUAUUAAUGGUCACAUACCGGAAGAUAUCGGAGGAAUGGGUAAUAGUGUGUUUACUGGAUGUUUAGUAGCUGAGGAACUUGGUUAUGGUUGCACAGGUAUAGCUACAGCAUUAGAAGCGACAGGAUUAGGGCAAACACCUGUUAUUAUUGGUGGUAACAAAGAGCAACAGAAAAAAUAUCUUGGGCGCCUACUGGAGGAACCUCUUCUUGCUGCUUAUUGUGUAACUGAACCAGUUGCUGGAUCAGAUGUGGCAGGUAUCAAAACAAAAGCUGAAAAGAAGGGUGAUGAAUACAUUCUUAAUGGACAAAAAAUGUGGAUUACAAAUGGAGGUGUUGCAAACUGGUAUUUUGUAUUGGCUCGUACCAAUCCAGAUCCAAAAGCUCCUGCAAGUAAAGCUUUUACUGGUUUCAUAGUAGAAAGGGAGUGGCCUGGAGUAACUCCAGGAAGGAAGGAACAAAAUAUGGGUCAGAGGGCCAGUGAUACGAGAGGUAUUACAUUUGAAGAUGUUCGAAUUCCAAAGGAAAAUGUUCUAAUUGGAGAAGGUGCUGGAUUCAAGAUUGCUAUGGGCACCUUUGACAAAACUAGACCACCAGUUGCAUCAGCAGCUACAGGCUUAGCACAAAGAUGCUUAGAUGAAGCUUCUAAAUAUGCAAAUGAACGUAAAACUUUUGGAGUACCAAUAUCACAUCAUCAAGCUGUAGCUUUCAUUUUGGCUGAUAUGGGUAUUGGCGUUGAACUAGCAAGAUUGGCAUGGAUGAAAGCUGCUUGGGAAGUUGAUAACGGUAAGAGGAACACUUAUUCUGCUUCGAUUGCUAAAUGUUUUGCUGCUGAUGUUGCCAACAAGAAUGCUACAGAUGCUGUACAAAUUUUCGGAGGCAAUGGAUUUAACACCGAAUAUCCAGUUGAAAAACUGAUGAGAGAUGCAAAAAUUUAUCAAAUUUAUGAGGGAACUGCUCAAAUUCAGAGAAUAAUUUUAUCUAGACAAAUAAUCGACAGAGCUAAAGAAUUGAAUUAAUUACAUAUUUGGGGAGGGGUUGCGAUUUCCAUAUUUGGAAAACAAAUUUGAUAUACAAUAAUAGAUGAUCAUUUACAACAUAAUUUUUGAAAGAAUUUUUAUAUACAGAAAAUAUUCUACUUUUUAUACAUUUCAAGUGAAACUGUUAAAUUGAAUAAAUGAUUAUAUAUGUUA